Lactuca virosa is the source of this 873-nucleotide messenger RNA. Lineage: Eukaryota; Viridiplantae; Streptophyta; Magnoliopsida; Asterales; Asteraceae. The record is from the annotation of a GenBank genome assembly.
AUGCCUGCGUCUCGCCUCCCAUCUGUUGCCACUGUGUUCUUCAACUACUUCAUUAAAUUCGCUUUCCCUGAAGACCUCGCCGGAAAAGUAACGCUGAUCACCGGAGCUUCUUCUGGUAUUGGCGAGUAUGUGGCGUAUGAAUAUGCAAAAAGAGGAGCGCGUUUAGCAUUGGUUGCAAGACGAAAGGAACAACUGGAGGUGGUUGCGGAGAGGGCGAGGGAGUUGGGGUCGCCGGAAGUGAUCGUGAUUUUCGCCGACGUUUCGAAGGUCGAUGACUGUAAGCGGUUUGUUGACGAAACCAUCCACCAUUUUGGUACCUUGAAUCAUUUAGUGAACAAUGCCGGAGUGUGCUACGUUCAGGAUCAAAGAUGUUCUUCAGAUUAUGUUUCACUCAUGGACAUAAACUUUUGGGGUUCGGUGUAUACAACCCAAUUUGCACUUCCACAUUUACGUAACAACAAAGACAAAAUAGUCGUCAUUUCUUUUUGUGCCAGAUGGUUUGCCACGCCAAAAUUAGGGAUUUAUUGCGCAAGCAAAGCGGCACUAAUAAGAUAUUUCGAAACGUUACGUGUCGAGGUUGGUUCAGAUAUUAGGGUGACAAUUGUUACCCCAGGAGUUGUCAAAUCAGAAAUUACAAACGAAAAAUGGCUAUCUCAGACAAACCUAAAUUGGGCACCGAUAGUGUCAACACAAGAUUGUGCUAAGGUGAUUUUAGAUAGUAUAAGACGUGGAGAUGAGUAUUUAACGGAGCCAACAUGGAUGAAGAUUCUUUUUAUGUGGGAAACAAUUUGUCCUGAGAUACUAAAAUGGACUAUACGCUUUUUAUUCAUUACAUGCUCGAAAUAUUCUCAAGAAAACAAGAAACAUAGUUAA